Aspergillus bombycis is the source of this 393-nucleotide messenger RNA. RefSeq names its product cytochrome b5-like heme/steroid binding domain-containing protein. The transcript is spliced from 3 exons. The coding region runs from base 1 to 393 and encodes 130 amino acids. NCBI's taxonomy places the organism in Eukaryota, Fungi, Ascomycota, Eurotiomycetes, Eurotiales, Aspergillaceae. The record is from RefSeq and is a predicted model, not a curated record. Gene Ontology annotation, cellular component: endoplasmic reticulum membrane; intracellular membrane-bounded organelle. Gene Ontology annotation, molecular function: heme binding.
AUGGCGCAUACCUUAACCCUCAAGGAGAUCUCCCAGCACAAGACGAAAGACGAUCUAUGGCUUAUUAUCCACAACAAAGUCUACGAUGUUACAAAGUUCCUAGACGAGCAUCCUGGCGGUGAAGAUGUCGUACUCGACCUAGCCGGACAAGACGCUAGCUCCGCAUACGACGAUGUAGGACAUAGUGACGAAGCAGGGGAGGUGCUGAGCACCCUGCAGAUAGGGACGGCUGGUGAUUCGGCAACGACAACGACGCUAUCUUCUGCACCAGGCGUCACUCAGACCUCACCCACUUCCGGGAUUCCCAGUGGCGCAGUGUAUCUUGGGGGACUCGUCGGCAGUUUGGUUGCUGUUGGAUUGUAUUUAAACUUUACUACGCAAGUUGGCGCCUGA